Molecule: messenger RNA, 501 nt
Organism: Ramularia collo-cygni
Lineage: Eukaryota; Fungi; Ascomycota; Dothideomycetes; Mycosphaerellales; Mycosphaerellaceae
Exons: 2
Coding region: 1-501 (166 amino acids)
Source: RefSeq, a predicted model, not a curated record
AUGAAGCUCUCGAUCGCAGUCUUAUCGGCUCUUGCAGGCCUCUCUACAGCCGAAUUUUGGGUUGGACGAAUCCUUACCACCCCAAACGCCAUAUGCGUUGGCAUGGGAACUUGUUCAAGGCCAACGGUCAGAAAGGACACCUACAUCAUCCGUGGGGACGAGAAGGAGGACUGUAAAGCUCUUGGGAAACGUUCCGUGGAGAAUGGCUUCUUCGUCGAUCCACUUUGCCCGGGCAACGAGGCUGGCGGCAAACCCUUUCAACUGAAAGGCGGCAACGUGUGCACUCAACCGGACAGAACAACCUUCUACUUCCGCGUCUCWACGACCGACAAUCAGAAGCUGGAUGUCUCAUUCACCCCGGGCUUUGAGAAUAUCGUCGCUUUCUGCCAUAAGGAGAAGAAAUGUGGUGAUGAGCAGAGGAAGACUUGUUCGCAUGUUGGGUCUAGUACGGAUGUUCUGUAUGAGUACCGAUGCGAUGCGGCGAAUGGGUCUAGCUGUUAG